UUCCCUUCUCCUCCCGUCUCUUCCCCAACUCUCCCCACCCCUCGCGCUCUCCGCCCCGCUUGCCUCCUGUCCUUCCCCGCCCGCUCCAUCCGGGUCGCUGACGGCUGUCUCUGGACUGGACAGCGGUGGCUGCUGCUUUUCUCUAGGUACCUGGUAAAGUUUCACAGGAGCUGGGGAGGGGAGCAGCGGAGCAGCAGAGCAGCGGCACCGACGCCGGAGGAACCCUGGUGUUCGCAGCCACUGGCAGAAGAAGGAGGGUUCAGGAGCUGGAGACCUGCCUCAGCUGCCGCGCUGCCUUGCUCUCUGGGGAGGCGCCGCCCCCCCGUCGCCCUGGGCUUCCCCUACCUGGAGAGGCUGGACAUAGGUAUACCUCCAAAUUUCCAGUGUUUCAGAAGGAAGUUUUUUAUUGAAACUGGAAGACCAAAAGAAUUACAAACAUGUUGUGCUGGGGAAAUGCAUCUUUUGGACAGCUAGGUUUGGGUGGAAUUGAUGAAGAAAUUGUACUAGAGCCCAGAAAAAGUGACUUUUUUAUAAAUAAAAAGGUCCGAGAUGUGGGAUGUGGACUCAGACAUACAGUAUUUGUUCUGGAUGAUGGAACAGUGUACACAUGUGGAUGUAAUGAUCUAGGACAGCUAGGUCAUGAAAAAUCCAGAAAGAAACCAGGACCCUACAUCUGAGGAAUUUCAAGAGCAUUACACAAUAACUCAUGGUUCCUUUCAAAAUGCUUGUGACACAAUUUGCAAGAAUUAUCCUCAUCUUAGGGGAUAAAUUUACGGAGAAAUGGCAGCACAAGUUGAGCAGGUUGUUGCCCUGGAUGCCCAAAAUAUCGUAGCUGUUUCAUGUGGAGAAGCUCAUACAUUAGCACUAAAUGACAAGGGCCAGGUGUAUGCGUGGGGUCUCGAUUCUGAUGGACAGCUUGGCCUGCUAGGAUCAGAGGAAUGUAUCAGAGUACCCAGAAAUAUUAAAAGUUUGUCAGAUAUCCAGAUAGUACAGGUUGCUUGCGGUUACUAUCAUUCACUUGCACUUUCUAAAGCAAGUGAAGUCUUCUGUUGGGGACAAAAUAAAUAUGGCCAAUUGGGUUUAGGCAUUGACUGUAAAAAGCAAGCUUCACCACAGCUGAUUAAGUCUUUGCUUGGAAUCCCUUUCAUGCAAGUUGCAGCAGGAGGAGCCCAUAGUUUUGUACUCACCCUUUCUGGAGCUAUUUUUGGAUGGGGACGCAACAAAUUUGGUCAACUAGGUCUUAAUGAUGAAAAUGAUAGGUAUGUUCCUAAUUUACUAAAGUCACUAAGAACUCAGAAAAUAGUUUAUAUUUGUUGUGGAGAAGAUCAUACUGCUGCACUAACCAAGGAAGGUGGAGUGUUUACUUUUGGAGCUGGAGGGUAUGGUCAGUUGGGUCAUAACUCUACCAGUCAUGAAAUAAACCCAAGGAAAGUUUUUGAACUUAUGGGAAGCAUUGUCACUCAGAUUGCUUGUGGAAGGCAGCACACUUCUGCUUUUGUUCCUUCAUCAGGACGAAUUUAUUCUUUUGGACUUGGUGGUAAUGGGCAGCUAGGAACUGGUUCAACAAGCAACAGGAAAAGUCCUUUCACUGUGAAAGGAAAUUGGUUCCCUUAUAAUGGGCAGUGUCCACCAGAUACUGAUUCUGAAGAAUAUUUCUGUGUGAAAAGAAUUUUCUCAGGGGGAGAUCAAAGCUUUUCACAUUAUUCUAAUCGCCAGAACUGUGGACCACCAGAUGACUUUAGAUGUCCUGAUCCUUCGAAGCAGAUCUGGACUGUGAAUGAAGCUCUAAUUCAAAAAUGGCUGAGCUACCCCUCUGGAAGGUUGCCUGUGGAGAUAGCCAAUGAAAUAGACGGAACGUUUUCUUCCUCUGGUUGUCUAAAUGGAAGCUUUCUAGCUGUUAGCAAUGAUGAUCACUAUAGAACAGGCACCAGAUUUUCAGGGGUUGAUAUGAAUGCUGCUAGGCUUUUAUUCCACAAACUUAUACAACCUGAUCAUCCUCAGAUAUCUCAGCAGGUGGCAGCUAGUUUGGAAAAGAAUCUUAUUCCUAAACUGACUAGCUCCUUACCUGAUGUUGAAGCAUUGAGAUUUUAUCUUACUCUACCAGAAUGCCCCCUGAUGAGUGAUUCCAACAAUUUCACAACAAUAGCAAUUCCCUUUGGUACAGCUCUUGUGAACCUAGAAAAGGCACCAUUGAAAGUACUUGAAAACUGGUGGUCAGUACUUGAACCUCCACUAUUCCUCAAGAUUGUAGAACUUUUUAAGGAAGUUGUGGUACAUCUUUUGAAACUCUACAAGAUCGGCAUUCCCCCUUCUGAAAGAAGAAUUUUCAACAAUUUUCUUCAUACUGCAUUAAAGGUUUUAGAAAUAUUGCAUAGGGUAAAUGAGAAAUCGGGACAGAUUAUACAGUAUGAUAAAUUUUAUAUACAUGAAGUACAAGAAUUGAUAGACAUAAGGAAUGAUUAUAUCAACUGGGUCCAACAGCAGGCCUAUGGAAUGUUGGCAGAUAUCCCUGUUACAAUCUGCACAUAUCCAUUUGUAUUUGAUGCCCAAGCAAAAACUACUCUGUUACAGACAGAUGCAGUGUUACAGAUGCAGAUGGCUAUUGACCAGGCCCACAGACAGAAUGUCUCCUCUCUUUUUCUCCCAGUAAUUGAAUCUGUGAAUCCCUGCUUAAUUCUAGUGGUACGUAGAGAAAAUAUUGUAGGAGAUGCAAUGGAAGUCCUUAGGAAAACAAAGAAUAUAGACUACAAAAAGCCACUCAAGGUUAUAUUUGUUGGAGAAGAUGCUGUUGAUGCAGGAGGAGUACGCAAAGAAUUUUUCUUGCUCAUCAUGAGAGAAUUGUUGGAUCCUAAAUAUGGCAUGUUUAGGUAUUACGAAGAUUCCAGGCUCAUUUGGUUUUCUGAUAAGACAUUUGAAGACAGUGAUUUAUUCCAUUUGAUUGGUGUUAUCUGUGGAUUAGCAAUUUAUAAUUUUACUAUUGUGGACCUCCAUUUUCCUUUGGCUUUGUAUAAAAAACUGCUAAAAAAGAAGCCAUCCUUGGAUGAUUUGAAGGAACUAGUACCUGAUGUUGGAAGAAGCAUGCAACAGUUACUGGAUUAUCCAGAAGAUGAUGUUGAGGAAACAUUUUGUCUUAAUUUUACGAUCACAGUUGAAAACUUUGGUGCAACAGAAGUGAAAGAGCUGGUUCUAAAUGGUGCAGACACAGCUGUUAACAAACAAAAUCGGCAGGAAUUUGUUGAUGCUUAUGUGGAUUACAUAUUCAAUAAAUCAGUGGCUUCCUUGUUUGAUGCUUUUCAUGCGGGCUUUCAUAAGGUCUGUGGAGGAAAGGUCCUUCAACUCUUCCAGCCAAAUGAACUACAAGCAAUGGUUAUUGGAAAUACAAAUUAUGAUUGGAAGGAACUGGAAAAGAAUACAGAAUACAAAGGGGAAUAUUGGGCAGAACAUCCAACGAUAAAAAUUUUUUGGGAAGUAUUUCAUGAAUUACCAUUGGAAAAGAAAAAACAAUUUCUGUUAUUUUUGACAGGUAGUGAUCGCAUUCCUAUUCUUGGUAUGAAGAGUCUAAAACUAGUCAUCCAGUCAACAGGAGGUGGCGAGGAAUAUCUUCCAGUUUCCCAUACCUGUUUUAAUCUUCUGGAUCUUCCAAAAUACAAAGAUAAAGAAACUCUGCGCUCUAAACUGAUUCAAGCAAUUGAUCAUAAUGAAGGCUUCAGUUUAAUAUAACUUUGGAAAUAAUAACUAAUCAGUUAGUUUACUGCAAAAGCAUUAAACUAUUUGUGUUUUUCUUGUGGUGAUGAAUUCAGCAAGGUGACAGAGGUACUAUUAUAAUUCUUACUUGCAAAAUGUUCAAUGCUAUGAGUAUUCAUGAAAGCCAAAAAAUAUUAAUGGAAAGUGAACAAACUGUGUUAAUAUUAAACUUAUUGUACAGAACCAUGGAUUUUUUUUUGCUAUCUUCCAAUAAACAUACAAGUAUUGUGAAUACAUUAAAGUUUUACUAACAUGAAUUUUAAGAGUUUGCAUAUUUCACAAAUAAUCUGGGUGUGAGUGCAUGGAAAUGUUGCUUAAUUUUCAAUCACUGAGUGAAAAACCUUUAUCUUUGGCCUGCAAUAGUCAUUCGAUUAUUUUUUCAUUUUGUAAAUAAUGUUAAGUUUUGUAAUAAAAUAGUUAUGUUCUGAUACCAGUACAGUUUCUAUGGUUGUAAUUGAACUGAGCUAAAAGGAUUAACAAUUAUGUAAAAGCAAAAAAUUAGCAUGAUGAAACAUAAUCUUUGCUUUUUUACUAGAAUAAAUAUCCUUGUGCAAAUCUAAAUUAACAGAUAGGAGUUACUUAAAUAACUUGUAGUUCUUUCCUUUUGUGAACCUGGAGAUGCUACUGAUAAAUGGGAGGUUAUCAGAAAGCUUAAUAUUUGGUACUAGAAGAACUGUGUCCUACAGCGGCCAGCAAUAGAGACUGGCUACUGAGAACCAGCCACUGGCUUAUAGCUUCCAGAACUACUGAUGCUGCAGGUUGGUAUUUAGUCAGAAUUUUCAAUGCUUUAGAACUAUUUCCUUGAAUUUUUAGAAACAAAUCUUAACAAUUUUUAUGGUGCUGAUGCUUAGUUAUCUCCUGUGAUUAACUGUAACAGUGAGUUGAUGCAACCCAUGUGACUUUCUGCUAUAAUGCAAAUAUUUAUUUUUUAAAUUUAUUUUUUAAGCCGUGAAAAUUGUUUAAGUAAUAAAGAUUUAUUGGUUUAA
Messenger RNA from Callorhinus ursinus (northern fur seal), 4730 nucleotides. NCBI's taxonomy places the organism in Eukaryota, Metazoa, Chordata, Mammalia, Carnivora, Otariidae. The record is from RefSeq and is a predicted model, not a curated record.